This is a messenger RNA of Calliphora vicina (urban bluebottle blowfly), 1619 nucleotides long. RefSeq names its product RNA 3'-terminal phosphate cyclase (gene Rtca). The coding region runs from base 24 to 1103 and encodes 359 amino acids. The transcript has a single exon. Gene Ontology annotation, biological process: RNA processing. Gene Ontology annotation, molecular function: RNA-3'-phosphate cyclase activity. The record is from RefSeq and is a predicted model, not a curated record. Gene Ontology annotation, cellular component: nucleus. Lineage: Eukaryota; Metazoa; Arthropoda; Insecta; Diptera; Calliphoridae.
UGUCUACUAGGAGGUGCAAUAGUAUGUCUCAUUGCGAAUUCGUGGAAAUUGAUGGUAAAUACUUGGAAGGUGGUGGCCAAAUCUUGCGAAAUGCCUUAAGUUUUAGUUGUAUUCUGGGACGACCCGUACGAAUUAUUAAUAUAAGAGCAAAUCGUCCUAACCCUGGACUGUCCAAUCAACAUCUAUUUGGUCUAAAUUUACUGGCACAAAUUACAAAUGCCAAAGUGACCGGUAAUCAAAUAAAAUCAACAGAAGUGGAAUUUAGUCCUGGUAUUAUUAAAGCCGGUGUAUAUUUCGUGGACACGCGCACGGCUGCCAGUAUAACACUUGUAUUGCAAUGCGCUUUGCCAGUACUACUGUUUGGUGGUGGAAACUCCAAUCUAGAACUUGUAGGAGGCACAAAUGUGGGUAUGGCUCCGCAAGUAGAUUUUAUGACUGAGGUUUUAAGACCGAAUUUAGAAAAAUUUGGUGUAUCCUUCGAUUUUGAUCUCAUUCAGCGUGGUUAUUAUCCCCGUGGCGGAGGACGAUGUAAACUAUUUAUACCCCAUAUUAAAGGUAUUAAAUCCGCUAGUAUUACAAAUUUUGGUGAUUUACAAGAAAUUGUUGGCUGGUGCUUUGUCGCUGGUCGUUUACCCAAUCACAUAGCUGAAGAUAUUAAGAAGUCGGCGGAAAAAGAGUUACAAACCAUAAGAUGCCAUAAAUACCAUUUAGAGUCAUAUAAAGAAUCUGCCGAAAUGGCACGAGAUAACGGUUCAGGGUGUAUCUUAACAGCUAUAACAACUACGGACUGCGUUUUAGGAUCAGACUGUUUGGGUGAAAAGAAAGUUGAUGCCUUUGAAUUAGGCUCUACAGCUGCAAAGCAACUAAAUAAAUUAAUCACAAAUAGAAUUUGUGUGGAUGAGCAUGUGCAAGAUCAAUUGAUCAUAUAUAUGGCUUUGGCGAAAGGAAAUUCUGUUAUAUUGACUGGGCCUCUUACGAACCACACGUUAACCGCUAUAUACGUAGCUGAAAAGAUGAGUGGCGCAUGUUUUCAAACAGAAAAUGUUGAUGAUAAUCAUGUCCGCAUAUCUUGCAAUGGUAUUGGCUACGAAAGAGACGAUUAAUAUAGUAAUAAUUUUUAAGUUUAUUAUAUUUCGUCCUUUCAAUAAAACAAUAGUGUAUAAGCAUAUACACCAUUACUUUUUUAUGGUGUAUCAAUGUGGUCAAAAUUUGGUAAAAUUCUACUUACACAAAGUGAGUCAAAAGAUCAAUUGAAAUAUUACUUUUGUUCUAGAUGUCACUAACACAAAAAUUUUAAACUAAAUUAUUUCGAAAUGGCAAAAAAUUAUAUACUAUUGUUUUAUUAAGGGGACGAUUUAACGGUUCACUCUAAUUAUUUAUAAACAAAUAAUACAAUGAGAAAACUAUAAAAUGAGUUUAUCUAGUUAGCCUCAUGAAAAAUAAAAAGUAACUUGAAUUAAGCACUAACUAUAAUUCUUACCCCCAUAAACACGAAGUCAGGUUGGGUUCUAACUAAUAGUUAUACUGUCGUUUAAAAUUAUUUUUGAAUGAAAAUGGUCAGUAUAACUAUUAGUUAACAUAUACAUAUCCAGACUUCGUGUUAAUGGGGUUAAUGUUGA